AUGAGUUUGGCGCGCGCACAGAGGAAAUAACGCAGCAGCAAUCACCUAACAGCUGUCUUCAGACGUCCAAAGUGGUCAUGUCUGGAGAAGAAGAAGCGGCCGCUCAGCAGAAGAAGAAGGAGCUCGAGGAGCCUCCGGCGGAGUCGGCGGGCGGCUCCGCCGAGCCGCAGACUCCUCUCUCCUACCGGGCCGUGGUGCUGACGGGGUAUGGUGGCUGCGAAAAAGUGAAAAUGCAGGUGAAAACUCAGCGCCAGCCGCAGCUGAAGGCGGGAGAGGUUCUGGUGCGCGUCAAAGCUUGUGGUCUGAACUUCGCCGACCUGCUGGGAAAACAGGGGCUGUACGACUCGCUGCCGCCGCCGCCCGUUACCAUGGGGAUGGAGGGAGCAGGGGUCAUCGAAAGAGUCGGCGAGGAGGUGAAGGACAGGAAAGUGGGAGAUCGUGUCAUCAUGAUGAGCCGCCAUGGCAUGUGGCAGGAAAUGGUGGUGGUACCUGUCGUACAUACCUUCCCCAUGCCAGAGUCAAUGAGUUUUGAGGAAGGUGCCGCUUUGCCCAUUAACUACAUGACCGCCUACCUAAUGUUGUUUGAGAUGGCCAAUGUCAGGCCAGGCAAGAGCAUUCUCAUCCACAUGGCUGCCGGUGGUGUGGGUAUCGCUGCUACGCAGCUAUGUCAGACAGUCCAGGAUGUGACUGUUUUUGGGACGGCAUCGGCCUCCAAACAUGAGGUCAUUUCCAAAGGUGGAGUAACUCACCCCAUCGACUACCGCAAAGAUUACGUAGCAGAAAUCCGCAAAAUCAGUCCAAAAGGAGUGGACAUAGUCCUCGACCCACUAGGUGGCUCAGACACUCAAAAAGGUUUUAAUAUGUUGAAACCUUUGGGCACACUUGUAGUGUUCGGUGCAGCCAACAUUGUGACGGGCCAGAAGAAGAACAUACUGGCCGUGGCUAAGACCUGGUACAACCAGCUGUCUCUCAGUGCCUUGAAACUGAUGCAGGCCAAUAAGUCCAUUGGCGGCUUCCACCUGGGCUACAUCACUGAUGACCAGCUCAUGCAGAGGACUAUGGCCGCACUGCUGGAGCUCUACACACAGGGAAAGAUCAAACCCCACAUUGACGCUUGCUACCACUUUGAAGAGGUGGGCGACGCCAUGAGGCGCAUGCAUGAACGCCAAAACAUUGGGAAGAUUAUCCUUCUUCCUGAACCCAAGAAGGAGGAAGAAAAGGCCAAGUCCAAUCCUGAGCCUGCCGGCAGUGACAACAAAGCAGAAGCUGCCGUGCAAGUGAAGAAAGAAGAGGCUGCAGAGGAAGUGAAAACGGAAAAGGAUUGAGUAAGAGUGUUGAGCACUUCCUCCUCGAGUGUCUCUACUGUUCAGCUGUUUAGGAAGAGUUUGGUUGUCCGCAUUUUCAGAUAUCUUGAAUUGAGAGCGGUGGUGCAUUGUGACGGCAUUAUUUCUAUGCAGCGUUUCUGUUUCUAUGCAGUUUAAAUAAAAAUGUAUUGUGUCACAUCACCCAAAGGAGUCGUCUCAAGCUCAAAGGACACACCCAUUUUGUCUCCCAUUGUCCUGUCGCUAAUGGUGUUCAAACCACUUUAUCCCACAGCAAUUCAACGCAUCACAGAGCUGUUAUACUCAGUGUUUCUAAAUAAAGCACUGUGGGGGAACAGUGUUAGCCACCUG
Thalassophryne amazonica is the source of this 1673-nucleotide messenger RNA. Its product is annotated as synaptic vesicle membrane protein VAT-1 homolog. Gene Ontology annotation, molecular function: oxidoreductase activity. NCBI's taxonomy places the organism in Eukaryota, Metazoa, Chordata, Actinopteri, Batrachoidiformes, Batrachoididae. The record is from RefSeq and is a predicted model, not a curated record.